Molecule: messenger RNA, 1273 nt
Organism: Orbicella faveolata
Lineage: Eukaryota; Metazoa; Cnidaria; Anthozoa; Scleractinia; Merulinidae
Product: mitogen-activated protein kinase 14-like
Biological process (GO): protein phosphorylation
Molecular function (GO): MAP kinase activity; ATP binding
Source: RefSeq, a predicted model, not a curated record
GAACAGAUUAGAAGCCAGCAUGGCUGAUCUUCCGGCAGGAUACUAUAGGAUAGAGCUAAACAGAACCGUCUGGGAAGUGCCUGAGAAGUAUCAAGAUCUCAGUCCGAUUGGAACUGGUGCAUACGGACAAGUGUGUUCUGCAAUGAAUACUGCCACAGGAGAGCAAGUUGCCAUUAAGAAACUGUCAAGACCUUUCCAGACGACAAUGCAUGCUAAAAGAUCCUUUAGAGAAUUGAAGCUUUUACGCCAUAUGAACCAUGAGAAUGUCAUCGGUCUACUUGAUGUCUUUACUCCUGAUACAUCAUUUGAAACAUUUCAAGAUGUCUACAUGGUGACUGCUCUCAUGGGAGCUGAUCUAAACAGCAUUCUCAAGUGCCAGAAGCUCACAGAUGAACAUGUCCAGUUUCUGGUGUAUCAGAUACUGAGGGGGCUUAAGUACGUCCAUUCAGCUGGAGUUAUUCACAGGGACUUAAAACCAAGCAAUAUUGCUGUCAAUGAAGAUUGUGAGCUGAAGAUUCUUGACUUUGGCCUUGCGAGGAUGGCUGAGGAAGAAAUGACUGGCUAUGUUGCAACACGAUGGUACAGAGCACCAGAAAUCAUGCUCAACUGGAUGCACUACAACCAAACAGUGGAUAUUUGGUCUGUUGGGUGUAUCAUGGCGGAACUUUUGACAUCCAAGACGUUGUUUCCUGGAAAUGAUCAUAUUGAUCAGUUGACCAGAAUAAUGCAGCUGGUUGGAAAGCCGGAUGAAGAGUUCCUGUCAAAAAUUAGCAGUGAUUCUGCAAGAAGCUACAUUGCGUCCAUGCCAGAUUUCAAGAAAAGACCCUUCUCAGAAGUUUUUCUUCACGCAAACCCUCAAGCUGUAGACCUGUUGGAAAGCAUGCUCAAUCUUGACACAGACAAAAGACUCACUGCUGAGCAAGCCCUUGCACAUCCAUACCUGGCCACCUACGCUGACCCAGAAGAUGAGCCAACUUGCGAGCCUUUUGAUGAGGUUCAGUUCGAAGCUAGGGAUUUGGCAACAGACAAGUGGAGGGGUAAGAUGCUUGGUUCUGCUGUUUGUGGUGUGUAGUAUCUGAGUACUUUCAUCUUACAAUCUAGAAUCAAACAAGAACGGCAAAUGACACUCUGCCGCUAAUUAGUUACACGAAACAAAUUUCUAGUUGAGGAAUUCCAACGAGAAAAUGUGAAAAACUCUUUGAGGCUUUGGCAGGGUUUUCAGCACACCGUAUUUGAAACGCUUUUUCAUGUAGUUUAAUUGCUAGGCUGCGGG